GGCAGGUGAAUGGCCUUGUAGAGCGCUACAAUAAAUAAAGAGCGACUGACACAGAGCGAGAGAGAGAGAGGAACAGAGUGAGAGCAAGAGCAAGAAAGAAACACAGAGCAAGAAGAGAGAGAAGGACAGCGACAGGAGGAAGAAGAAAAGAGGUACCGAUUUCGCAGUAAGAAAACGUCUGCUCUUUUAGUUUUUCCUUUUCUCGGGAAAAUUUGUGUUUUUAAAAUAUGACUGAUAAUUUGUUUAUUGUGUGGAGUUUUUGUUGUUUGUUCGUUUGUUUUCUUUCCAAUUUGAUAAUUUCUAUGGUGUUUCUAUAGAGAUUUGCGUCUUCUGGUCAGUGGGUGGUGUGGGGUUUUGGGGAAAGGCGAAAGUUCAUUGUGGAAAUUUCACUGUUGCAGUGUAAAAAAAAAAUACUAACAAAGACCGGCCAUUUCUCUCUCUCUCCCUCUCUAGUCUCCACCUUUUUUGAUUCUUUGGUUUUUACAGAUCGGGUUUGUCUCUGGGGAAGAAGGGUAGGGGGAGGGAGAAAAAAUCUCGGCCAUAGAUUUGUGAUCCUUUGUUUUUUUUUUUAUAAAUAGGGUUUUUGGGAGUUUAGUAACGCCCCUUCUGGCCUCUCUGCUUGCUCUCUCUCCUUCCUCUGCUCUCUCGCCUUCUGCGCUUCACACCUAUCUAUCUUGUUAGGCUUAUCGUUUUGGGUCUUUCCUCUCCUUGAAGGGAAACGAGGAGGAAGAAAGAGCAGGAAGACAGCUCUCCGUUGUUCAGGAGCCGUGGGAUUUAUGUCGGCUGGGUUUAAUUUGGCUGUGAUUGGGGCUCCGUUGAAGCUCUCUUGUAUUUCGAUUUCUGCUUCUGCAAAAGUGAUUGUUUCCGUCGUCGUCAGCUCACUUUCCUCCGCCGUUGCCGGUCCCAGCCGCUGCUGCCGUCCCCGCUUCAUACAACUCUGCUGUCCCCAGCAGAGAACGGCGCCGAGGUCCUCGGUUGAUUCGAUGCGUUUGAGGCCAAAACGGUAUGCUUUUCACACUCCGUCUCUUUCUCUGUACUGUUCUUUGUGGAAAUCUGUAAUGGGUUUAGCGUUAAAGAUGAGGUUGUUCGAUGGAAUGCCUGACCGGCGGACUUUUCCUUUGUUUAUUUUUUGCAGGACUUCUUCUGGUAUUGUGGAGUGCUUUGGGGGUUUUCACAUAAAUCGAUUUUCUCACUUAUUCUUGUUCUUGAGAGGGGGUCUCACUUGAUUACCCCUCUUCUUCUUCUUCUCCGUCAACCCUUAAACCCUUCUUUCUCUCUCUCUUUUCUCUAAUUACUAUCUACUGCGUCUUACCCUGAGAUUUUUACUACUCUGAUUUGGUUUGGGAGAUCGAAUUCUUUUCUGGGUUUAUUGAGGGGUUUUGGCGAGUGAUUCUGAGAUUUACCAUGCCGGAGCUGGUAGAACAACAGCCGAUGAGCUCGCCGGAGCCCUUGCAGAGAGUCAUUGCCAACUCCUCCUCACCUUCUCAAGACUCGAUGGAGUCAAGGGUACGGAAAGUCCGGGUCAUAUAUCAAGAUCCAUAUGCUACUGAUACCGAUUCCAGCGAUGAUGAAUUCAGGUGCCCUGUUCCAGCUCCGAAAAAAAAAUCCAAGUGUUUCGUCCGUGAGAUUUGUGUCCCUCCGAUUGGUUUAUCCCUCUCACAGAGCACUGUUGAGCAGCAGCUGCAGGAAUCUUCCUCUCAAGACAGCAACAGCAACGAUUACAGUGGCAAAAACCCCAUCAGGAGGAGAAAUGUUUUGGCCACCACUCCAUCGUCAUCCAAAGGACCCAAGAAGCCUGUUGGUGUUAGGCUGAGGAAAUGGGGGAAAUGGGCUGCUGAGAUAAGGAACCCACACACCAGAUCCAGGGUAUGGCUCGGUACUUUCGCCUCUCUUGAAGAGGCUGCUCAGGCGUACGAGGACAAGAAGCGAGAGUACGAUGCCUCGUUCCCCUCGGAAGACCACCAGAAAAGCGUCAACAACAUGGUGCCUCAGUCUUCCUCUGCUGCUCGUACUGCUGUCUCGCCCUCUACCAGCAAGAGCCAUCUACCUUGUUGCUCUACCAACGGCAAUGACUCUGAGAGCCUUGUCUCCUCCCAUACUUCACCAGCAUCUGUUCUCGAGGUGGACAACUGUGCAGUGUCAGCGCUGAACUGUGAUUUUAGCAAGGAAGAGUGCUUUGACAUUGUCGAGGAAGAAGGUUUACAGGCUGCUGCUCUUACUGUUGAAGACCUGGAGAUACCUGAUUUGAGCUUCAUUGACGAGGCGUUGGGGUCUGCUUGUCCUGUGGUCGAUCAAGAUCUCGACUUGGGUGUUGAUUUCACCAGCCUAAUCGAUGAGUUUGGCAGGAUGUAUGAUGAUUACUGUGGCAUUGGGGAUGAGCUUGACUUCCUCGGGUUUGACUUCGAAGGAGGAGAAAUGCUACCAACUGAGCUUCCCGAUUAUGAUUUUGAGUUCGACAGUGAGGAGUUCGCUUACCUGGAUGAUCAUCAACAGCAGCAACAACAACAGCAACAACAACCCCUCAAUAUCGCUUGCCUAUAAGUUUUGCAGCUAGUGAGUUUUACAUGUUCGGUUUAAUUUUGGUAUGUCAAAUCCAAUUAUUAUUUAUGUAUUCGUUGAAAGACAAAAAAAGAAGGAAGAGUUCUGUACUAGGCAGAGUGAGGAUCUCAAGAACACUGCUUGAUGAGCAAAGCAAGCAUUGUGGUGUUCUUUUCUGAGAAUGGUUUUUGGCGGAGUGAGUUUUGUUUUAAUUACUGUCUAGUUUUGUCUGGUUGAGGAGAUGGGGGAAUUGAUCCUUGAGGGUUUUGCUGGUGCUGUAAAAGCCGUCCCAAAUGGGUGUAUUCCAGUCUUUUAAAGUCUUCCUCACCAGAGUAAUGGUUGCUGUAAAACUCUGGUGAAGGUUAUUCGAGGAAUGCUCAAAACCCAUCUCUCAUUUUUCUUUCAAGUUUUGUACUGAAAUGGAACUGUUAUCAGAUUGUGUUAACUGGGUUGUUCUUUCUGCCAUUCUUCAUAUAUCCAAUGGACACAGUUAGUGCUGAAGCUUUUACUACCAUUGUUGAUUGUGCUGUCCAUUAAUGGUUGUCUCAGGUGGAGGAUGUGUGUAUUGAAGUCAUGUAGGUGAGAUUUGGGGGUGUUGUUGGGAGUUUCAUUUUGCGUGUGUACUGUAUAGGAAUGGUGGCAGCAAAGAAGCCAUGUUUGGAGAUUCGCAGCUAAGCAAUAUCGCUGCUGCUGGGCCAGUGGUAGUAAAGUAGUACUGGCGACGUACGUUUUGGUAGAGGGGCGAAGCCCAUUCCCGCAAUAAAUUGAAGACAUCUAUCUCUCUUUGUCGUGCGAUAGGUGUAUUGUAAAAAACAUGGGUUUUCUGCGUUUUGGUCACUCUCUGAAUGCUCUCUCUUCUUGUGCCUUACACGUAUUUGCCCAUCAUUUUCAAUUCCUUACCCCUUCUCUGAAAUGCUUGAAUUUCAAAUGCUUGAAUUUCCAAGUGAAUUAUCCAUUUGGGGUAUUUGUCUAUAACGCCAUUCGUCAGAUUUCAUCAUAAUCAAUUAGUCGUUUAUGCGCUAGGCAGGCAGGUUGGCAGUCUACGACAAACAUCGUUUCUAUUUUCUUAUUAUCUGACAUUAGAUAGAGUAACCGAGAUUAGGGGUGUCAAAUUGGUGCGAGUGUUUGUGGUUAAGCACAACCAUAAAGUUGUGAUUAUUCUAAUUAAACUGCAUUGGUUGGUGGUUGAUCACUAUCGUAGUCAUUGCGUUUUGGUUGUGGCUACCCGCAAAAGUUCAUCCUUCAAGGUGUGGAGCUGCAAUCGACUGGAACGAAUCCGCUAUUUUCUACUAAACUAUAGUGAUGUACUUUUUGUGUUUGCUCAUAGAGAUGCAAUUUUUGCAUAUCUUACUCGGUGUGAGCCAUUUUUCUUUUCGAGUUUGGGAUUCAACUUUUGGACUGAAGAAAUGAGAAAGAGAGAAAGUGUUUGCUUUACAAAAUGCAAAUUAAUCUCACGUUAAGUAGUGAAUUAUUUUAUAAUGUUACAAAAUUGGUCAUUCCUCCUUAUUAAUAGGUGUUGUGAACUUAGAGAUAAAUCAAAAGGUUAUUAGUCUAAUGUGACUAUAGUGAGUUUUGUAACUGAACCACUGAUAAAAAAAAUAUAAUUCUCCUAACCACAUUACUAUCCACAAAUUAUAAGUAUGAUUACCCCACAAUAUGUGAAGUUUGAUGCGCUUUGUGAGUUAUCCGUAAUCCGAAAACCAAACUUUCAGCCCUAACUUGGACAGUAAAUUUUUGUUUGAUUACAACGGCACUUGGAAGCAAGUAACAAUCACUCGCUUUUUCGUAAUUUCUAAUCCCCGGUCCCCUUAUCCCGGCUUGAUUUGUUUGUUUGUUAAUAAUUGUUACCGGUCACAUCUUCAUUCAACAAUUACUAAUUUUGAAAGGAUCAAACUAAGCAACUAACUAAUCACUACCUACCACCCAUAAGACUAUAAAUUAAUCAACUAAAAGGGUGGGAUUAUUUUUCUCGGUGUAUUGACAGUGUCAACAGACAAGUGAUGGCAGGAAGCAAAACUUUCGAAUCACGUGCACAUAAAUGGGCAUAUUGAUUAAAACUAGCAGUAGAGAGAGUGCAGAAUUAGAAAAAAUCAGCGCACGAGGGAGAGAUGCUAUUUGGGUUGCAGAUUAGAUAUUUGACCUCUACUAACAAAGUUUUCUGAUGCUAAAUUGAAGGCGCUAAAUAAAGAUUACCGUUUUGUUUCUGUUGGGACAACAUAGAUUUCUCAAAUCGUACCGUACCGGGCGUUCAAUCACAAAAUAUUAAUAUUGGAGGCUAAACUAUUAGACGAUCACGGUAUUUAACGGUUAAACAAUAGUUAAACUACGAUUUUUCCACAAGAUAUUAUACCGCCGACGUUUUUGGUACGGUUUUCGAUCGGUUUCAUGGAAACAUGCCAGAAAAAGAGUGAGAGAAAGUUGCUAAAGGAUGAAAGUUCGCUUGUUGUGGCAUUGGCAGGAACCUCAAAUACAAGUAGGGGUAUGGGCGAAAUUGAUUUGAGCAAUCUUUUCCGGCUAAGAUGACAGGGACGCGAAAUGUAUCAUCCUCUUGGUCACAAUGUUUGAAGUUAGAUCAUGGGUGUAAUCGGACCACAAUGAAGGAUCAUUUGUCAGGUACUCCGAAGGUUUUUUUUUUUACUCGAUUAUUCUAGGAGGCCACAUUUCUUCCAUUUGCUCUCAAACUUCAAUCGAGUUUGACAUAUUGUAGGUGUAUUAUGAAGAUAAUAUAAUUCUUCAAAAUUUCGAAUAGGAAGCACGACAGUAGUUAUUGGAGGAUGGGAAUGAUCAUCUUUAUCGAAAUUGUAUCCUUUUAAGUUGAUUAUCUAAAUUCAUCUUUAUCGAAACAAUUUAUUUAAUUUGGCUACCAUAACAGAAUUCAUGCGAUUUUUUUUCCGGAAGACCAUUUUCCCGGGAUUUCGGAGGCAAUGAUCACGAAUUCGGCCUGAGGCGCUAUUCUCCAUCGAAAAUAAAAUCUAUUAAGCCUU
This is a messenger RNA of Linum trigynum, 5522 nucleotides long. The record is from the annotation of a GenBank genome assembly. Lineage: Eukaryota; Viridiplantae; Streptophyta; Magnoliopsida; Malpighiales; Linaceae.